AUAAACACCAACGGAUUGGUGUCUUUCGACGGGCCCCCGAAGGAGCAGGAGUACCUGGGGAAGAUGCCUGCCGGUUUCGGAAUGAUUGCAGCGCUGCUCGGAGACCUGGAGGACAGCGACGGACAGGGAAAGGUCCAUUUCAGGUGGGACAGCAGCCCGGAGGUCCUGAGCCGAGCCGCGGAGUACGUCAGCCGAGCUUUCCCCAGAGACGAGGGGGUGGAGCCCACCGCCGCCCUGGUGGUCACCUGGGAAAACAUGGCCGCCCGGGGGACAACCGGGCGAGGAGACGGAUUGGGCACAAAGAGAAACACCUUCCAGCUGGUGGUGGCCUCCAUGGAGUCGUCCUCCUGCGCCAUCCUCUUGUAUCCCCGGAGCGGUCUGCAGUUUGUCUCCACGUCGGUAGGGGGCGAGAACAAGCUCCUCGAGGCCGGCUUCAACCAAGGCCUCGUGGCGGGUUGGUUCUGGAAGGACUCGCAGGGGACUUACUUCCGCACCACCACAGACGAGGAGACCUCCGUCAGGGACCUCGCCGAAAAGACAAACUCGGGCCAGAAUGGAGUUUGGGUGUACGAGAUCGGCUCCUCGCCGUUCUUUCAUGCCAUUGCACCAGGAACGGUCACUGGCUUACUUGAAGAGGAGGAGGAAGCCACCACGCCUGCUGUGGAGGUGACUCCGACCGAGUAUCAACCCAAAUACCCAGAACCUGAGAGCAUCACUCCAGGGUACACCGAACCGAAGACUGAAGAUUAUGAAGGACCUGGUCAAUCUGAACCUGAGUACCCAGAACCUGAGACCAUCACUCAAGGGUACACCGAGCCGACGACUGAAGAUUAUGAAGGACCUGGUCAAUUUGAGCCUGAGUACCCAGAACCUGAGACCAUCACUCCAGGGUACACCGAACCGACGACUGAAGAUUAUGAAGGAACUGGUCAGUUUGAGCCUGAAUUCUCUGAAUCGGAGACAGUCACUCCAGGGUACACCGACCCCGAAAGGGCUGAACGAAGAUACCCAGACCCUUCUGAGCCGAGGUACCCCGACUCUGAGCCUUCCCAACCCAGAUAUCUGGACCCUGAAACCAACGAGCCGAGAUACUCUUCAGUCGACCCGACGCACCCCGAUCUAGUCCAACCGUAACCGCGCCAUUCCCGGCCCCAGCAACCCCAGAUCGUCGUGGUAGACGAGGAGGAAGCUCUCGAUGUGACCGUUUUUGCGUACAAUUCGGAGACGUGCGCCCACAACCGGCUCAAGUGCUCGGCUUUCGCAGACUGUCGGGAUUACAGCAACGGGUACUGCUGCCACUGCAGGCCGGGUUUCUAUGGUAACGGGAAGGACUGCGUAGCUGAGGGCAAACCACAGAGAAUGAACGGCAAAGUGAGCGGCCGAGUCUUCGUGGGCAACUCGCCCUCCGCCGUCGAGCUCAGUAACAACGACCUGCACUCGUACAUGGUGGUGAACGACGGGCGGGCCUCCGUGGCCAUCAGCAACAUCCCCGACGCCCUGGGCCCCUCCAUGCUGCCGCUGACGCCCCUUGGCGGCGUGAUCGGCUGGGCCUUC
Messenger RNA from Gasterosteus aculeatus aculeatus (three-spined stickleback), 1554 nucleotides. NCBI's taxonomy places the organism in Eukaryota, Metazoa, Chordata, Actinopteri, Perciformes, Gasterosteidae. The record is from RefSeq and is a predicted model, not a curated record.